Fusarium vanettenii 77-13-4 is the source of this 684-nucleotide messenger RNA. RefSeq lists its product as uncharacterized. NCBI's taxonomy places the organism in Eukaryota, Fungi, Ascomycota, Sordariomycetes, Hypocreales, Nectriaceae. The coding region runs from base 1 to 684 and encodes 227 amino acids. The record is from RefSeq and is a predicted model, not a curated record. The transcript has a single exon.
AUGAACACCAGAGCUGUCGCCUUGCCCAAGUCGUUGCCUGACCCAGCGCAAUGGAAUCAACUCAUCGCUCGCUACAAGGAGUUUCGUCUUCUUUCUCUUCAACUCUCACCUGAGAGCUUCGGUUCAAGCUAUGCCCGUGAAGUUGCCUUUUCAGAGGAGAUUUGGGCAUCCCGAUUGAACAAUCCCGUGGCCCUCAACACCGUCAUCGUCUCGGAACCCGACGAUGGAGCCGAGGACAUAGACAACAUUUCACUCAUCCUCAGCUCACCAUGGCUAGCGGCUCUUACCUUGGUCGGACCCCUCGAAGCCAAGACAGCUGCAAAAUCCUACGAGGACAAGAUGCAUCUUCAGCCAGACACCGUCAGUUUCGGCCCUCCCGCUCCUGGUGUCGAUUCCACCUAUGUCCUAAACGCCAUGUACGUCCUUCCGUCCGAGAGACGGAAAGGCCACUCGUACAAAAUCAUCGACUUUGCCAAACAGCUCGCGCUAAUAAAGGAAAACAAUAGGGCGGUGACGUUGGCCCUUAUCCUGGGCGAUGAUAACGUGCCUGCCAUGAAAUCGUACGAAAAGUCGGGUUUUGAGGUUGUGCAUAGGUACUGGUUUGAUGAUACUAGAGGAGGUGAAGUGAAAAAAACGCGGGCGGCGGUUAUGAGGGCGGACGUUAGAGUAGAGGAUUCGGCUUAG